This is a messenger RNA of Purpureocillium lilacinum, 312 nucleotides long. Lineage: Eukaryota; Fungi; Ascomycota; Sordariomycetes; Hypocreales; Ophiocordycipitaceae. The record is from RefSeq and is a predicted model, not a curated record.
AUGAAUGAUUGGCCCUUGGCUUCCCAUGCACGGCUCCGCGUGAAUAGAGCGCAGCAGAGUACUGUAUGGGAAGAAAAAUGCGCCCAGAUGAUGCGAUUGAGUGGCGCCUUCGGUCGCCCGCUUCGAUGCCGCCGCAAACUCUCGCGCAGUCGUGUACGACAAGUAUAUGCCGGCCCCGGAUCGUCCGCAGGUAAUUGGCCCUGCAACGGCACUGCACCCCAGCAGCAGGCAGCGACAGCUCAAGCGCAACCGGGCGUGGUGUUGCAGGCGCCAGAAGACGGACCGUGCUGCGACGCCGCACGCGGGUGGUAG